Molecule: messenger RNA, 300 nt
Organism: Macrosiphum euphorbiae (potato aphid)
Lineage: Eukaryota; Metazoa; Arthropoda; Insecta; Hemiptera; Aphididae
Source: the annotation of a GenBank genome assembly
AUGUCCGCGACCGACCGGGUGCGCUUCAUGCAGCCUUCUUCCUCCAAAGAACUGAUCGAGUUGAUCACGAGUUCUGGUACACUCACUGAUCAUGAGAAACGCGUCGUCGAGCUGUACGAGGUACAUGACGGCAUUUUAUACCGAAGAUUUGCAGGCCGUCCGUUACUCGUCGUCCCCAGAGCUAUGAGAAAGGGAAUAGUUAUCGGAGCCCAUGACUAUGGAGGUCAUUUCUCACAGGACCGCACGGUGGCGAAGAUAACACAGGACUUCUUACAACAAAAUAAGGAAAUCGCUACAUGA